This is a messenger RNA of Phyllostomus discolor (pale spear-nosed bat), 4836 nucleotides long. RefSeq names its product carbohydrate sulfotransferase 4 (gene CHST4). The record is from RefSeq and is a predicted model, not a curated record. Lineage: Eukaryota; Metazoa; Chordata; Mammalia; Chiroptera; Phyllostomidae. The transcript has 2 exons. Gene Ontology annotation, molecular function: N-acetylglucosamine 6-O-sulfotransferase activity. Gene Ontology annotation, cellular component: Golgi membrane. The coding region runs from base 1023 to 2192 and encodes 389 amino acids. Gene Ontology annotation, biological process: N-acetylglucosamine metabolic process; protein sulfation; carbohydrate metabolic process.
GGAAGCCCAUGAACUGGCAAAGAAUGUUCUACCUCUUCAGGAAGCCAGCAGUAAACUCCGAGCAUCACAUCUGUGGCUGCCCAAUUCCUUCUCUAAACUCCACUCCCUAGAACUGCUGAAGCUGUAGACACAGAGAAUGGUUUAUGACGAAGGCUUUAUGAGCAAUAGAUAGCAAAGGUACAUAUCAAACCAUGAGUACAUAUAUCCAUACGCACAGUUUAUGACCAGUAUGAAGGUUAUACAAGCAAAACAUAACAAAGGCACAUAUGUCUAUACUCUUUGACUUAGCAAUUCUACUUCUGGGUAAUAAAUGUGAACAUAAAGGUCAUUAUUGAAAUUUUUGAAAUGGUAAAAGGCUGGAAAUAACUCAAAAGCCCAUCAAUGAGGAAAUUGGUUGAAUAAAUUAUGGUAUACCCACACAAUAGAAUUCUAUGUAGUGGUAAAAAGGAACAAGGAAACAUUUUAGGUAAGGCCACUGAAAGCUUUCCAAGACAUAUUGUUAUGUUAAAAAAGCAAGGUGUGGCACAUGUGGAUUACCUUGCUACUAUUUGCAUUAAGAAGGGGGAAAAAUUUAGAAUACAUGUACAUUUGAAUUUUCUUGUCAUGCAAAAAGCAACUGAAAGGACAUAUUCAAAAGAGACGGUGUUGCUACCUUGAAGCAAGUUUAGAGAUAGGCAGAUGGAGGAUGGGUGUUAGAGGUAGACUUCUCACUGACAGUGAUGACAAAAAGACCAGCUAAGAAGUAAAUAUUAGCUGUCAGUAAACAGAGAAGAUGUUACUGAUUCAGAAGCUGAUAAAAAUUUUAGGUGUUCUUUCCCUCAGAGUGAUACUAUGACCCGUUUAAAGAAGUAUGUCAUUGCCCCUGUCUACAAAUAGCACUAGUUUUCUAAUUUAUGACUUUAGGCCUCCUCCACAGACACGCUGCUUGUCACGGGAGUACCCCUCACCUAUCACGUGACAUGUUAAAGACCUGGAGUGUGACAGGCGAGGCUGCAGGCUGACAGGUCUCCCACUUCAGCAAGAUGAAACUGCCCAAAACAACACCACUGUUGUUGUUCCUGGUCUCCCAGAUAGCCAUCUGCCUCAUAUUCACCCAUUUGUACAGCUUCAACUUCAACUCCCCAUCUACGAGGGAGGGGCUCAAGAACACGCACGUCUUGGUCCUGUCUUCCUGGCGCUCUGGCUCUUCUUUAGUGGGGCAGCUUUUUGGGCAGCACCCAGAUGUCUUCUACCUUAUGGAGCCUGCCUGGCACAUCUGGAUGACCUUCACACAAAGCACACCGUGGAGGCUGCAUAUGGCGGUGCGGGAUUUGAUACGUGCCAUCUUUCUGUGUGACAUGAGUGUCUUUGAUGCCUACAUGGAACCUGGUCCCCGAAAACAGUCCAGCCUCUUCCAGUGGGAAACCAGCCGGGCUUUGUGUUCCCUGCCUGCCUGUGACAUCUUCCCGCAGGAUAUGAUCAUACCCCAGGCUCACUGCAAGCUCCUGUGCAGUAAGCAGCCCUUUGAGGUGGUAGAGAAGGCCUGUCGCAACUACAGCCACGUGGUGGUCAAGGAGGUGCGCUUCUUCAACCUGCAGGUGCUCUACCCACUGCUGAGGGACCCUUCACUCAAUCUGUACAUUAUACACCUGGUCCGGGACCCCCGAGCGGUGUUCCGUUCCCGAGAACACACCAAAGGGGAUCUCAUGAUUGACAACAACAUUGUGAUGGGGCAGGAGCGGCAGAAACUCAAGGAGGAUGACCACCUCUACUAUGUGUUGCAGGUCAUCUGCCAAAGCCAGCUGGAGAUCUAUAAGGCUGUGCAGACUUUGCCCGAAGCCCUCAAGCAGCGCUACCUGCUCAUGCGUUAUGAGGACCUGGUCCGGGACCCCCUGGCCCAGACUGCUCGAAUGUAUGAAUACGCAGGGUUGAAAUUCUUGCCCCACCUCCAGACCUGGGUGCAUAACAUCACUCGAGGCAAGGGCAUGGGUACUCAUGCCUUCCUUACAGAUUCCAGGGACGCCCUCAAAACUUCCGAGGCCUGGCGUUCGUCCUUGCCUUACAAAAAGGUUUCUCGGCUUCAGAAAGUCUGCGGUGACAUCAUGAAGUUGUUGGGCUACCGCCUUGUCAGAUCAGAGCAAGAGCAGAGGAACCUGUCACUGGAUCUUCUGUCUGCCUGGAACCCCACCAGGCAAUUCUAUGAAGAGGAUUAGGAGGCUCCGUCUCCACUCGGCACCAGCCUCAGCCACGUUAGCUGAAGGCUGCUUCUAAACCUUAAUCACCCAUAUUUUGCCACGUAUAAUGAGCUCCCGUGUAUAAUCCAUGCUCACGUUUUUGUGUGCAUUAUACACAGGAUUAUUACACCCAUUAUUAUAUCCAUGGUAUGUAAUCAUUAUACCCAGGUAUAAUGUGCAUCCUUAUUUUUCCCUCAAAAAUUUGGGCAAAAAAGUGCACAUUAUACACAGCAAAAUAUGGUAUGUCUCUGCCUGUAUAUAUGUGAACACAAGUUGUGUCCACACAUGCUCAAGCUGAGAAAUCUUUGUAGCUCUACUGAGGUCUAGAAAAGAGACUCAAUAACCUUAUGUGAGUAGCACAUUCCCCCACUGAAAAGGGAGUACUGCCACCUUCUCUUCUUGGUCUUCCUAUUUGUGUAUACCUCAGAGACUUCAUGGCCUGGGGUCCUAUUUGGCACUACACAGUAUCAGUGGAGUAAAUCCACUAAUUUCUCUGCCCAUAUAUUGCCCAGUGGGGAAGGAGAGAGAGAGGAAAAAUCAGGGAAAUGGGUCUUUCAGUACAGAUCCCACUAGUGCAUUCCACAGGGAUGUGAAAUCUGAGCCCUGGGAGCUCCCAGUGGAUUCAAAAAGCGAAUGAGGAACAGGGCUGGACGCUUACCCAUGAGUCUGGCCAUCACAAUUAUCCAUUAUUGCAAACAUGAAACAAAAUCUCUACACAACAGAGCAAGCUCUUAAGUUCAUGCGGUGGCUGGGCCUGAUUUAGAUGCCACUUCUCCGCACUGUUUUCUUACUACAUGGAAGAUUUUGACCUGUGAAGCUGCUGUUAAGGUUAAAAUUCCAAAAAAUAAGAUUGUGUUUGGAAUGUCCCCUUUGCGUGUUCUAAUUUUCUUAACAGUAAAUGCUCAUUCUUAGAGGACCCUAACCUAAGAACAUAAUCAUCUUCAUAUAUAUCUUUUUCUUUUGCUAUUAUCUACCACUCACACAGAAAAAUUACCAAGACAAUGUUUGUUGUCAGAUGACAAAGUCUAAACUGAUCAACACUAAUUGAUACAUUGUCCUCUUAAGAAGUUGUAGAAAGUAGAUAACUAGUAACUAAGCCCUUUCUCGUGUGAGGCAUAAGUUGUAAUAUUACCAUAUGCAUCAAUCUAGGGUCUGGGCAAAGAAUUCAGGUUCUACCUCAGUCCUGGUAUAGUAGGUGCUAUUUAGCUCUUCCUGGUCACCUCUCCUAACAAGAAGGGAUGUUUCUCCCAGUCUUUGCAACAUUCCCCAGAUCUAGUUGUGCAUUACCAUCAGUUAAAAAUUUAUUUUGCCAUGGCUUACCUUAGAUUUGCUGGAAUAGGAAUCUCCCAGGGCGAGGGAUGGGAAAUAUAUAUAUAUAUAUAGCAAGUGAUCCAGGUGACUCUUCCAUGGCCAGCCUGGCAACAGUAUAGCCUGCCCUAGACAACAGCACUAUUGGCCUUCUUGCUCCAAGACAGGUGACUUUCCAUGACAUGCCAAGUACCUACACCACUCACUCCUGACACUGGUGCUGUCCUCAGGCUGGAGGGAACAGGAAGGUCUAUAUCUGUCUGGAAUUCCUUGGUCCUCUGAGUCCUAACUUUUUAAAUAGUUCAUUGUCCAAACCUGAGAGAUAAUGUCAUUUCAUCUUUCCUUGUGUUCCCACUCCCAUUCUGACAUGGUCCUCACAUCAUAAAGCUCCUUGAACGUCAGAUAAGGGUCUCUCCCCCUCUCCUCUGCCAAGCAGCUUUUGGGCUUAUCGCCACCAAAGACAGUUGAGUAGCUACCUUUGCCAGCUGGGUCUUUGAAGUUAAUUUAUAUGGGGCUUUAAAGAAGUGAAUUUAUUCUAAGAUCCAAUCCCAAGCCACUCUAGACAUUCCUCAAGAGCCUAGGAUCUCCCAGGCAAAUGCUCUUCCCUCUACAAACAUUAAGACAGUGUAGCAUAAAAUCACGCUAUAUCACCUCUUUAAAAAUCCAGUGUUGAGAGAUACUUAGUGAGCAAUGGAACAGUCUCCUGGCCAUGCGUUCUGGUGGCUGACACUGGAUUCAGUGAUGAGAGUGGCAGUACACCCAGAUGAUGAGAGUGAUGAGAGUGGGAUAUGGGGAGUCUGGGGAGCUGAGAACCUGUGAGGAGCAUAGAAGAUGGUGUUCUGGGAAACAGCCUUUCUAAUUUAGAGACAUCUGUUCCAUCCCCAAAUCCCAGCAACAGAGAAGGCAUCUGCUUGUCUCCUCAGCCUAUUUAGCUACAUGGGGCCUGAGGAUGUUCAAACAUAGAUGAGGGAUGAAGUUGAUCCGAAUUUCUCAGGGCUAGUAUUCAGAUUUGGGGAACAAGGUCUCUUGUGUCUAGAUCAAGCAUAACGGCCUCAACUGCCUCACUUCAGGACAGAAAUUCAUGGUUUAAAAAAAAUCAUACUGGGUAACUACCCUAAGCUCUCCGCUUUGGGGACAGAAAGGAGUCAAACAUUGUAAACAGUUUUUUUUGGAGGGUGAGAAAGAUAGUUUUGAAACAAAGGGGCUUUCACUGUAAUUUACUGUUACUAUGUGGCUUCAUUUUCUACAUGAGAGCAAUUGCUAAGUUUUUAGUAAAUGUCAAUCAAAACUAUUCUUUCAACUUAUAAAUAGUAGU